Molecule: messenger RNA, 2170 nt
Organism: Physcomitrium patens
Lineage: Eukaryota; Viridiplantae; Streptophyta; Bryopsida; Funariales; Funariaceae
Source: RefSeq, a predicted model, not a curated record
CCUCCCUCAACGCCACAAUUUCUUCUCGAUUCAUGGGCCUCACACCGUUUUCCGCAAUCUGAAAUUGUUGCUGCGACCUCACUGCAUGCGACUUGGUCGAUCGAUGCAUCUAAACCGAUCCAAGAGAGAGAGAGAGAGAGAGAGAGAGAGAGAUCUUGUAACUGAACAGGGAGACGAAUUAUACCGACGAAGCGACAUUUGGGUAUUCGAUUGUGGAGAUCCGGUUUCCUGACUUUGUGGUUGUGAAGGUUGUGGAGUCGCAAGGAGGGUGAAAGCGGUGGAAAUGGGCAGAACGAAUGAGGUUGGGAGCCAGGAGUCGACUUCCUUCACUGUGCUGUAUUUUCAGACUACCGUUCCCUAAUUUUCGAGCACUAAAUAUGCAACAUGGGGAAGCAGGAGAAGGGAGAAAUCUACUUUUUCUUCAAACCCAAAGUUGGAGUCGAGAAGCCGCACACUGGGGAUGAUGUCCAACGCAUGAUUUUUGUGCUUCGACCUCAGGUUGCUGAAAAAGGAAUCGAGGAGAAGCAAAGCUCAGAUACAGGGAAGGAGGGGCAAUUUGAAGUAGAAAAAAAAUCCGUGGUUGAAGGACACGAGAAGACUGGCUCAGAUAAAUCUGAUGCAGCGACAGAGGAAGAGGCAAAAGCAGAAGGUGAUAGCACUGAGGAAAAGUCCAAGGAGACUACAGGGGAAGAGAAAGAUUACUCCAACAAAGGGGACGAGGAUGACACUGCAAAGAAAGAAAACCAAGAUCUGGAGAAGGUCGAGAUCGGAGAGAAGCAUCUAUUUCGAUAUAUUGUGAUGGGACGGAAAAGCCUUCCUGAUGCGGCCAAGGGCAAGUCAAGACCUUAUUGGGGGUUCGUGGAGCUUAUCACUUCGAACCCUGAGGAUCUCAAGAAAAUGCUCUCUGAAGGGGAAUACGACACAAAGACGCGUGGCUAUAGAGUGAACCCAGCAGCCAGACCUGUGGGUGAAGGGAGGUAUAGCAUUGUUCGACAUCACCGAGAUAACAAGCAAACAAGCAUCCACCUGGUUUACAAGCUUGAGCAUCCUGGACAACAUGAGAAGCAUGGUCCCCAGGAUGCAAUGAACAUUGAAACACAAGCAUCCUUCGUCAUUCAGGUGAAGAACCCUAAGCAGGCAGAGCCUUUGCAGCCAGGAAGCAAGCGGCAAGCCAUUCUCCCUGCGUAUAUGCUGGGAAAGAUGGGACCCAAACGAUUCGUGCCAGUCGAUCCUCCAGACCUUCUCAAUUACGAAGGUGUUGAAUUUCUUCUCAUUUCGGCCCGUGAUGAGCUUGUAGAUGCUGAGGUAGACGCUGAACUUGAGAUCUCUGACUCGUUGUCAAAGGAAGUGCGUGAUUUGAUGGAUCUUGUGGUAAGCUCAAAGGGCCAUGAAAAGCUUACUAGGCCUUUGUUUGAGGGAGUCUGGGCAUAGUUUCUAGCUUGACAUUAUGAUUAUGAUUGUUCUACCAUGAUUAGAUUGCGAUGGUGCUCUUAUUUUGUAGAAAAGGGUUGUAGAGCUGUGUACCAGUAGGACAUAGACCAGUGUUUGAGAACAGAGAAGAAGUUACAACUUAAUUGUUUCUCUAAGUCACAUCUUUUGAGGAACAAAUAAGUCUUUAAAUAGUCUCUUUGUUACGGUCGCACUAUGGUUUAAUCAAACUAUUGUGUUUCUUAAGUCCUAGGUGGAUUCCUGCACCUUUCUUUUCCGUAAAAAAUGCUGAAGUAUCGAAAUAGAUGUGCGUUUCAUGUUUGCUUGGCCUGUUGCGUGGUAAAGUGUGCUUAGACUAAAAAGUUGAUAAAUCUGGCUACUUCAAAAAUCUUCGGUGCUGUUGCAUAGAUUACCAUGACCGAGACAUUUCAAUUAGCUUAUUUGUUCAAGUAAAGCUCCUGGUUCAUGGGCUCUUCGAUACUAGUGCCUAACCAUUAAUUGAUGGUGAUCGGAAUUCGAGACUAUGUUUUUACAUACGUGCAUUAGAGUAGAGGCCAACUUUUACACACAUUUGGCACAGUGAAAGCAUAGUCGACCACCCAGCAGCUAAAGCAUGGCACAGGGGAUGCAAUUUUGAGAUGUAAUGUGUAACUAGGAACUUGAGUGGUAUAGGAGAUGACCUCAUUUUUACUGUUAUUGGUAUGAGAUAUUAGAGAACUUUAUAAAUUGAUAUUAAGGCAAA